Molecule: messenger RNA, 5711 nt
Organism: Clupea harengus (Atlantic herring)
Lineage: Eukaryota; Metazoa; Chordata; Actinopteri; Clupeiformes; Clupeidae
Gene: nr1d2b
Product: nuclear receptor subfamily 1, group D, member 2b
Biological process (GO): positive regulation of transcription by RNA polymerase II; negative regulation of transcription by RNA polymerase II; cell differentiation
Molecular function (GO): zinc ion binding; RNA polymerase II cis-regulatory region sequence-specific DNA binding; nuclear receptor activity
Source: RefSeq, a predicted model, not a curated record
AAAACUAUAAAAAGUGUGUCAGUGGGUUACAUUGACACAAACGCAAGGGUUGCGGAAGGAGGAGCCGAUGAAAUGGGUCACAUGGUAGCAAGCGAGGGAUUUACUGUAGUUAGUGUUGUCAGUGCAAGCGAGUCGUGCUCAGUGGAGUUGCUUUGCCAUUCUGGGCCAUAGAGAUUGACAGAGAAAAUUAUUUUUCUACGGUCUUUUAUUGUUCAGCAACCGUUUUUAGGGCAAGCAGCUUUCUAUAGAACAGUCUGUCAUUUCGUCUGUGGACGGACUGAAGACUUCCUUAGUAUUUAAUUAACCUGACAUCCAUUGGAUUGCUCAGAAAACUGAUACACUGAAUUGUUCGCCUUCAUAGUCUACAUGCAAGGCAAAUAUAUGCUAUUCCACGGGUGUUUUUACAGUGGGCUACAAUAGACUGUUUGAUUUAUUUCACAGCGUCUAGCAGCGACUUUUCAGGUUGCUGAGAACUCAAGAAAAACGGCAUUUAAAUACAGGUGACCAAGAGGGUCUCGGUCGUUGGAGGACAUGGAUUCCACAAAAGCAGCAGGGGGUGUCAUAGCGUACAUCAGCUCCUCAAGCACCGGCCCGGAUUCAUGUCACAGCGACUGUUCCAAUAGCAGCUACCAGUCCUCCUCCUCCUCGCCACGAGCCCCGUCACCAGGCCAACGGCAGGGCCAGCAGAGGGACUCUGCCCCGGCCACAUCACGGUCGGCCAAUCACAGCACCGGGAAGACGCGCUCCACUUCCACCGCAAAAUGCGGCAUCACAAAAAUCAAUGGCCUGGUGCUUUUGUGUAAAGUCUGCGGUGACGUAGCCUCAGGGUUCCAUUAUGGCGUUCACGCCUGCGAGGGCUGCAAGGGCUUCUUCCGGAGGAGCAUCCAACAGAACAUCCAGUACAAGAAGUGCCUUAAAAACGAGACCUGCUCCAUCAUGCGGAUCAACAGGAACCGCUGUCAGCAGUGCCGCUUUAAGAAGUGCCUGCUGGUAGGCAUGUCCAGAGAUUCUGUGCGGUUUGGCCGUAUCCCCAAGCGGGAGAAGCAGAGGAUGCUUCUGGAAAUGCAGAGUGCCAUGAACAACAUGAUGAACAACAGCCAGCUACACAACCAGCUCCACGGCAACCAGACGCCGUCGGCGCCUCUCAUCAACGCGUCGCCCCCCUGUCCCAUGGAGGUCCCAGCGGAAGACCCUUUGCCUGCUCCCACUUCCUCCUCCUUGCCAGGCUCGUCCCCAUGCAGCAGCCAAUCCGAAUCCAGCGCUGACCCAAAGCCCGAGCCUUCCAUCUCCAUGGACACCAGCUCAAACUCCUCCUCUUCGUCCAGCGGGGCUGAUAGCGGGGAGGAGGAGGUGAUUGGCACGUUGACGCGGGCCCACCAGGAGACCUUUAUGUACAACCAGGAGCAGGGCAGCCCGUCGGCUGAGCCGCGGCGGUCGCCAAGCGCCACCGAGCGCAUCCACGACGACAGCAAGACCAUGGAGGAGAGGCAGGAUGCCUGGAACUUCAGGAACAACGUUGCCACGGUAACAGGCCACAACAACAAACUCACCUCCAGCUCUCAGCCUGAGAUCUCCGAAGGGCCCCAUGUGAUGGACAACACUCCCAGUCACUGCCCGGUGCAGAUGACCAACGCUGCCCCUGGUGGCCAUUGUCCUGUCACAGGACAUGGCAUGUCCCAUAGAGCUACACACAACAGAGCGAUGACCAGCAGCAAUGGCUUCACAGGACCAGCAUGGAGAGGGGGCAACAGAAUGUAUCUAGUGUGUCCCAUGAACACCUCCCCCUACGUGGACCCGCAGAAGUCAGGCCACAGCAUCUGGGAGGAUUUCUCCAUGAGCUUCACCCCAGCUGUGCGAGAGGUGGUGGAGUUUGCCAAGCGCAUCCCGGGCUUCCAAGACCUCUCCCAGCACGACCAAGUCAGCCUGCUGAAAGCUGGCACUUUCGAGGUCCUGGUAGUCCGCUUUGUGUCACUGUUCGACGUGAAGGAGCGCACGGUGACGUUCCUGAGCGGUAAGAAGUAUAGCGUGGAGGCCCUGCGCUCCAUGGGGGCUGGAGACCUGCUCAACUCCAUGUUUGACUUCAGCGAGAAGCUGCUGGCACUCAACCUGAGCGAGGAGGAGAUGAGUCUUUUCACCGCAGUGGUGCUUGUUUCUGCAGAUCGAUCUGGCAUCGAGAAUGUAAACUCAGUGGAGGCGCUUCAGGAGACCCUGAUCCGCGCGCUGCGCAGUCUCGUCACCAAGAACCACCCCAACGAGGCCACCAUCUUCACCAAGCUGCUGCUCAAGCUGCCCGACCUGCGCUCCCUCAACAACAUGCACUCGGAGCAGCUCCUCGCCUUCAAGGUCCACCCAUGAGGCCUGGGGAGAGGACGCUUGCUCCUGGCGGUGAGGAGUCCUGGACCACGCCACUUUCUCUUCCUUUAAAGACAAAUCCCCCCCGGCCGCCCCCCUCUCGUGUCCCCUGAGACGAUUGGGGACCCGGGGGUACUCUGUUGUUAUUUAAGAGGAAAGUGGUUUUGUUUCCUCCUUGAUUAAAGACAUGGGCUUGUUAGGGCAAAUAUGAGGGUGGGGUUGGGGUUGGGGCGGACAGUUAAAUGAAAUCUAUUGUACUGUAAGGCACUGAUGCCUCUUGUCGUAGUUGUGUACACAUAAGCUUGAACGUUAAUGAUGUAUAUAUUUGUAAACAUUUUGUGUAAGUGUGGGAGGGUGGGAUGCAGGUUUGAACCUGCCCUCUUUAGAGACACCUUUUUAAAUCGUUAUGAAUUUAUAUUUCUUCAGGAAUAACUGCAGACACAAAGCGAGUGUCUCCCCUCGAGAAGGAGAAUACUUCUGUAGUGCAUUUCACAGAUACAGGCUGCCUUGGCAGCAAGCCUGAAUGGAAACAUGAUGGAUAGACGGAAAACACUAAACCUCUUACCUUCGACUAAAUGAGCAACUUGUCCAUCAGGCCCUAUCGAGCAGCACAGUUACAGCUCCGCUCGAAUAGAAAAUCAACUGAACAGUGAAGACUGUGGUUGAGAGCUGCUACAUCACAGCAUGACUUGGGGUGUGUUGGGGUCUCAUGAACGCCAUCUCCUUACCUGCCUUAGAAAGAGCAGAGAAUGUUUAUUGGAUGUAUUUUUCUGCUGUCCUCUGACAACAGCCAGAUAAAUAAGCCGACAACAAAAGCGCCUAGAUUUCCAGCUAGACUUCACGUGCAACUUUGCGUGUGUGCUAUGGCAUUGUUUGGUUAUUUUGCUACUUAUUACUCCUUCUGAACUUUUGUUUAGCAUUUACAAAAAAAAGCACUCGGCCAAUAUGUGCACUGCCCAGGUGGGACCUGAUCCAAAUCAUCUUGUAAUGAACGCAAAAUUGCUGUCGAGCAAAACAUACAGGAUACAUUUCAUCAUUCACACAUAAUUCUCUGUUAUUAUUUAAGAGGAAAGUGGUUUUGUUUCCUUCUUGAUAAAAGACAUGGACUUGUCAGGGCAAACAUGAGGGUGGGGCAGGGACAGUAAAAUGAAAUAUGUUGUAAGGUAAGGCACUGAUGCCUCUUGUCGUAGUAGUGUACACAUCCUUAGACAUAAGCUUGAAGGUUAAUGACAUAUAUGUUUGUAAACAUUUUGUGUAAGUGUGGGAGGGUGUGGAGGGGGAGUUGCAGGUUUGCACUUGCCCUCUUUAGAGAUACCUUUUUGAAUCGUUAUGAAUUUAUAUUGCUGCAUUGUUUGUGCAAUAUGUGAAGAAUAACUUAAAAAAAGAGUCAUUUUGAGAAGGAGAAUACUUAUUUAGCCUUUAGCCUGAUUGAAAACAUGAGAAUACUUAAUGUGUAAAAUGAAAGAAUUAAUAAUUAUAUGAUAGAUUGAUCUAACGGAGGUUUUGAUGAAAAACACUGUACCUCUUACCUGCAACUAAAGUAGCAAUUUGUCAAUCAGGCUCUGUAAAGGGAGCAUGAUUACAGCUCUGCUGUUUAAAAUUUUAAAUCAACUGAACAGUGAAGACUGUGGUUGAAAGCUGCUAAAUCAGGGCGGCUAAAAUUUCAGGUGUGUUGAGAUCUUAGGAACGCCAUCUCCUUACCUGCCUGAGAAAGAACUGAGAAUGUUUAUAAAAUGUAUUUUUCUGUUGUCUCCUGACAACAGCCAGAUUAAUAAAUCAACAACAAAAGCUCUCCCAUUUCAAGUUCGAGCCCACAAAGCUCCUGUGUGUCUGAGCUAUGGCAUUGAUAGAUUAUGUUGCUACUUAUAAAUCAUUCUGAACUUCUGUUUAGCAUCGACAAAUGUACUGGCAACGACUCAAAAGGUUCUGUGAACAAACAAACUAGAGCCAGGAGAAACCGAAGUGCGUGCUGCUGUAGGACUCAAAGCGCUCGGCCAGUUUGUGCACUGCUCAGGCAGGACCUAAUCCAAAUGAUUGACCACAUUCGUCUUGUAUUGAAAACAACAUUGCUGUCCAGUAAAACACAUAGCAAUGAAUAUGGUCAUUCACACAUCAUUUCUAUACUUUUUCACGGAGAACCAGAGAGGAUGUUUGAUCUCCUGUAUGCUGGUGGGAGAUAUGAUAUGAUUUGGAUAUUUGAAGCUCAAAAUGCGCUGAGAGAGGCUGAUAUUGAUGACAUCAUUUUUUUCUGUUUUGUUUCAGUCUGUUCAGUCUUUUGUUUUUGCUUUCUUUUUUGAAUGUAUGCUUUUCUCUCUUUCUUUAUUAAGUCAAGAGGUUUGUCAAGUGACAGUCGAUGCAGGUUUUUUCCUAUUCCUUUAUUACUAUUAUUAUUCAGAUUUUUCUUCAAAAAGUCAGACAAAGGUUUUGAAUGUGGGACUUAAACACCAAUGUGCCACAGGAAAGGUGUGUGGGGGGGAGCUAGGAGGAAGUCCAAGUAAAACCACAUUGAGGAAUGAGCUUGCUCCAAACCCAGAUGGUAUCAGACCCUGGGUCAGAUCAGAACCAAGUCUGUUCCACUGUUAGCUCCCGUCUCAACCUGAAGAAUGACCGAAUGAGUUUGACUUUACUAUGAAGAACAGCAUGAUUGUAAUGUUGACAAAGAUGUGAUAUACAGAGGAGGUAUGAAGAGCUGAACUGUGGAUACAGAUUUAGGAUGAAAACUUUUCCUUUGAAUUUGCUCCCUCUCCUUUUAGUAGUCUCUCUCAAAGCUUCUGUCCAUGUGAGCAUUGUGUUGAUAUGCUGUGAUCUAUCUCUGUUUUCUUCUGUGAAACAAAUGCAAAAUACAUAGAUUUUCUAUAUGUAUAAAUAUAUAAAUAAUAUAAAUAUAUCCAUAUAAAUAAACAUAUAAAUGUGGGACCUUGUUAUGAGGUGGUCACUUUUUUUUUGAGUAUUUGCACUUCACCUGAAAUAAAAACACAAAACACAAAAAAAACACAAAAACAAACACAAACAACGAUGCGCUUCCUUGCUCAAAUAACGCAUGCUAACAUAAGUUAUUAAAAUAUGGCAGCUUCCUUGUCCUAUUCUUCCUGACCUCAAGUAAUACCUGUGUCUUUGACACAUAAGUGGCUUGACUAGGACCUCUCAUUCUUACAAUUUAGAGAGUUUAGUGCUGAGUAUGCAUCAAAGGACUAAUGCAGUAUAGGACUACAAUUAUUAUUGGUACAUUAAAUGUACGUAUGUAUUGAAUUUUUUUUUUACCAUGCACUUGAAUAUCUAUUCACUGGCAAGUGAGUAGUGCUGAUAAUAAACUUGAUGGUUCUGUGGUUUUGUACAACAAAAUAAACCCCAUAACUCAA